Messenger RNA from Plasmodium cynomolgi strain B, 615 nucleotides. RefSeq lists its product as hypothetical. The record is from RefSeq and is a predicted model, not a curated record. The coding region runs from base 1 to 615 and encodes 204 amino acids. The transcript has 3 exons. NCBI's taxonomy places the organism in Eukaryota, Apicomplexa, Aconoidasida, Haemosporida, Plasmodiidae.
AUGAACCAUGUAUGGCUGGGAACCCUAAUCAUCCUUCUCCACCUGUUUGUGAGGUGCACAUGUUACCAAAUGAUAUAUGUAGAUUUCUUUGACAAAAAAAAUGAUGACUCCAGUGACCUGAACAACCUGUCGUGUUCCUGGCGAUACUACUGCACAGAGGAAUUUCAUUUCUGCGAGUACGGCUGUAGUUCCAAGAAAAAGCUGAAGACAGGAUACAACCUGCUUAACACCACCAAUUUGAGAGAAAACUGCUUCAUCAAUGUCGAGUGCGAGAAUCAUCAGAUUUACUUCGACUCCGAGGAUCCUGUGCAUUUCCUCUUUUUCUCCAAGCCGUUCUUCCGCAUCAACCGGGACUUCACCCUUUAUGUGCACCUGGCCCAGAGGAACAACGGAGCAGGCGAACGUACGCACCAUGGGAAUGAAGGAGCGGGGUCCACCAUAUGGCGAGGACUAUGUCUCACCUGGGAAAGAACAAAUGAGUGGAGACGAUCCAUAUCGAAGAAACAUAAAAAGAGUUUAAUUAAGUUGUUAAUAUGCCUCAUUUUAAUCCAUAUGAUUUUUUUUUAUCUCUAUAUAUACACGUACUUGUAUUUGGACAAGCAGGAGGAGGUGUAG